Clarias gariepinus (North African catfish) is the source of this 5188-nucleotide messenger RNA. RefSeq lists its product as uncharacterized. NCBI's taxonomy places the organism in Eukaryota, Metazoa, Chordata, Actinopteri, Siluriformes, Clariidae. Gene Ontology annotation, molecular function: calcium ion binding. The transcript is spliced from 2 exons. Gene Ontology annotation, biological process: homophilic cell-cell adhesion. Gene Ontology annotation, cellular component: plasma membrane. The coding region runs from base 101 to 5188 and encodes 1695 amino acids. The record is from RefSeq and is a predicted model, not a curated record.
UGAGGUUUAUGCGUAAAUUGAGGCGCUUGUUCCAUCAGCAGAAAAAACGGAUGUUACAUCUUGCAAUGCGUUUCAAACUCAUUUUGGAUACUUUACAUCGAUGUUUGUGCGAAUAGAUACUUUGAGGAUAAAUAUGCGUAGAAAAUGGUGGAUUUCCGGGCUGCUCUAUGCGUUUUCUGUGUGGAAUAUUACCGAGGCGCAGAUUCGUUACACAAUACCAGAAGAACAAAACGAGGGCACUGUUGUUGGAAAUAUCGCCAAAGAUCUGGAUUUAAAAUUAUCUGACGUCUUUGAACGGAACUUACAGAUUGCUGUCGAGUCUGGAAAGCAGUAUUUCGGCGUAGAUUCAACAAAGGGUGAGCUGGUCGUGAGGGAGAGAAUUGACAGGGAGAAUUUGUGCCAACAAAUGGCUACAUGUAUUCUGCCUUUAGAGGCUAUUUUAGAAAAUCCAUUGCAACUGCAUCGUUUUGAAAUAGAAAUUCAAGACAUCAAUGACAAUUCUCCAGUUUUCCUUAAAAAAGAAAACACUUUGGAUAUUUAUGAAUCAAUCGCGUCUGGUGCAAGGUUUCGUUUAGAAUCAGCACAGGAUCCUGAUGUAGGAUCAAACUCGCUGCGCACUUACACACUGAGCAAAAAUGAAUAUUUUGCACUAGAUGUAAAAAUAGCUAAGGAUGGAUCUCGUGUGCCAGAGCUUGUAAUAGAAAAAUCUUUGGAUAGAGAAAAACAGUCAGUAAUCAGUCUCACGCUUACUGCUUUAGAUGGCGGAAAACCUGCACGUUCUGGCACAACAAAAAUCUCCAUUAGCGUACUUGACACAAACGAUAAUGCUCCAUCAUUUAAAAAAACUCAAUACGACGAGCAAAUCACAGAAAACACGACCCCAGGAGUGGUUGUUCUUAGUGUAACAGCUAUAGAUCUAGACGAAGGCGCAAACAAAGAAGUGAGUUAUUCGUUUGGUCCUCACACCCCGGACACGGUAAGCAACUUGUUUUCUGUUGAUCCAGCCAAUGGUGAGAUUAAAGUAAAAAAUACAAUAGAUUAUGAGACCGACCAGUCUUUUGAUUUUGAUAUUGUAGCCAGAGAUAAAGGAAGUCCCCCAAUGGAGGGUGUCUGUAGUGUGCAUCUGGAUGUAUUAGAUAUUAACGAUAACGCACCAGAGAUCAUAUUAAAAUCCUCCCCGAGUCCUGUGCGGGAAGACGCCCCUAGUGGCACAGUAGUAGCUUUAAUAAGUACUAAAGACUUAGACAAAGGUGAUAACGGUCAGGUUACUUUGACGUUAUUACCUGGCACGCCAUUUUCCUUAAAAACAUCUUUAUCAAAUCAUUACGCUUUAAUCACAGAUCAGAAACUGGACAGAGAAACGCACUCUGCAUAUUCGGUUGUGAUUGUUGCAUCUGAUUCAGGAUCACCACAGCUCACGUCUAAGCAAGAAAUACUUGUAAAUGUUUUAGAUGUAAAUGAUAACGCACCUGUUUUUACGCAACAGUCAUACGUUGUGCACGUUAAAGAAAACAGCGCUGCUGGAUCAAUACUGUGUUCGGUGUCGGCUUCUGAUCCAGAUCAGGGAGAGAAUGCUAAAGUUGCUUAUUCUAUUUUAGAGUCCAGGGUACUCGACGCGCCACUAUCAUCUUAUAUCUAUAUUAAUUCAGACAACGGGACCAUCUUCAGUAUGCACUCAUUUGAUCACGAAAAGAUGAAAAUGUUUCAGAUCAAAGUCCAGGCGAAAGAUAACGGCUCUCCGUCUCUGAGCAGCAACGCCACGGUUCAUGUUUUUAUUGUGGACCAGAACGACAACACCCCCGCUGUCAUUUACCCCUCUGCACUCAUGGGCUCUGUCUCUCAUCAGAGGUUGCCCCGCUCCGCUAAAGCAGGACACCUCGUUACUAAAGUCACAGCAGUGGACGCUGACUCGGGCCAUAACGCCUGGAUUUCCUAUCGGCUAGCGGAGGCGACGGACGCGUCCCUGUUCACUGUCAGUUUACACACAGGAGAGGUGAGGACUAAGCGCUCUGUGUCAGAGCAGGAUGACUCCUCUCAGAGACUGCUCAUAGAGAUAAAGGACAACGGAGAACCGGUGCAGUCCACCACAGUCACACUGGAUAUACUGAUAGAGGACGCCUUUCAUGAACCAAUCUCAGACUUCAGACACAAAAAUCCAGAACCUGAUCAGAAAAGUAGCAAAAUCACAUUAUAUCUCAUGAUUUCUCUUGCCUCCGUCUCCUUUUUAUGUUUGGUGACAUUUUUCGUAUUGUUAAUAAAAUGCGCUCGGAGCAGUAGAGGCAGCUCGACUUGCUGUAUCAGACGGAGCGAUGGUGAGUCUAAAAACCACAACAGAAACCUGCAGAUCCAGCUCAACACUGACGGACCCAUUAAAUAUGUGGAGGUGCUGGGAGGAGACAUGAUGUCUCAGAGUCAGUCGUUCGGCUCCUAUCUCUCUCCAAUGUCCGAAUUCAGUGAUUUCACCCUCGUUAAACCCAGCAGCACCACAGACUUUACAAACACUCUAAGCGUGCUCGAUGCGUCACUACCGGACAGCACGUGGACGUUUGAGAGUCAGCAGCAAAGCUUAGCCCGACGGGACAGCGUUCACAAUGAGAACAGCUUUAGAGUCAGCGUUUUGGGAUGCCGAUUAUGGAUUAGGACGAACAUUUUAACUUGUAAUGGUUUUGGAAAUCGAAUGUUUAUCAUCAUCGCACGCAUGGAAAUGGGAGCGUUGACAUGGAAAUCGCGUUAUUCACGGCAAAUGAUGUGGCUUUUAUGCCUCGUUUGGAGUACAAUAGAGGCGCAGAUUCGCUACUCCAUUCCCGAGGAAUUAAAAAAGGGGUCUGUGGUUGGAAAUAUCGCAAAAGAUCUGGACCUUGGACUUUCUGAAAUAUAUGAUCGUAAAUUACAGAUAGCAAGCGAAUCUGGUAAGCAGUAUUUCGGUAUUGAUUUGGGGAAGGGGGAGAUAAUAAUUACAGACAGAGUCGACAGGGAACAGAUAUGCGCUACAAUUGCGAAGUGUACGUUAACGCUAGAGGCGAUAAUAGAAAACCCUUUACAAAUGUAUCGCGUGGAAAUAGACAUACAAGAUGUGAAUGACAAUUCGCCGUUUUUUCUUAAUAAUCAAAUCGUUGUUAAUGUAGAGGAGGCUAGAGUGCCAGGGGCAAGAUUUCGUUUGGAAACGGCAAAAGAUCCAGAUAUUGGGUCAAAUUCGUUACAGUCGUACGUGCUAAGUAAAAAUGAAUAUUUCGUUUUAAGUGUGAAAAAUAAGGACGGUGUUAAAACCCCUGAAUUAGUUUUAGAAAAGGCUUUGGAUAGGGAAAAGCUGUCCACGCACAACCUCGUGUUGACUGCAGUGGAUGGUGGGAAUCCAGCAAGGUCUGGAACAACGGCACUUAUUGUUCAGGUGCAAGACAGUAACGACAAUUCUCCUAUUUUUGAAAAGCCAACAUACAAGGUGAAACUGCCUGAAAACACGGCGCGAGAGACAGUUAUUCUGACAGUUAAAGCCAAAGACGCGGACGAAGGCGCAAAUAGCGAGCUAAUUUAUUCAUUUGAACCGAGCACGCCGACGAGCAUUCAAAAUGUAUUCUCUAUUGACCAAGAAAACGGCGCCAUCACGGUCAAAGAUUAUUUAGAUUAUGAAUCAGUCAGUUCCUUUAAAUUUGAGGUGAUCGCUUCAGACAAAGGGGCUUCGUCUUUAGAGGGUCUCUGCAGUGUAGAGAUUGAAAUAGUAGACGUUAAUGACAACGUGCCCGAGAUUAUUCUGAAAUCUCUUCCUAAACCAGUUAGAGAGGAUGCAGCCCCAGGUACAGUAGUGGCUCUAAUAGGAGCAAAGGACAGUGAUUCCGGUGAAAACGGAAAGGUUAGACUGAGCAUACAGCCGGGUUUACCAUUCACACUAAAACCGUCUAUUUCGAAUUAUUAUGCCUUAGUCACGGAUUCAAAUUUAGAUCAGGAAACGUUCCCUAAAUACACGGUUGAGAUUAUAGCAGAAGACUCCGGAAAUCCACCGCUACGGUCAAAAACUCAAAUAUCUGUUGAAGUAUUAGAUGUAAAUGAUAAUCCCCCGGUCUUCUUACAAUCUUCAUAUGUGACUUAUAUAAAAGAAAACGUUAAUGCCGGGAAUGUAGUAUGCACCGUAUCAGCUUCUGAUCCAGAUCAAGGAGAAAAUGCCAAAAUUUCAUAUUCAAUUACAGAGUCGCGCAUUCAGGGCAUGUCAAUCUCCUCUUACUUUUACAUAAAUUCAGACAACGGAAGCAUCUUCAGUAUGCACUCGUUCGACUAUGAAAGAAUAAAAGUGUUUCAGAUUAAAGUCCAAGCGAAAGAUAACGGCUCUCCGGCUCUGAGCAGCAACGCCACGGUUCAUGUUUUUAUUGUGGACCAGAACGACAACGCCCCCGCUGUCAUUUACCCCUCUGCACUCAUGGGCUCUGUCUCUCAUCAGAGGUUGCCCCGCUCCGCUAAAGCAGGACACCUCGUUACUAAAGUCACAGCAGUGGACGCUGACUCGGGCCAUAACGCCUGGAUUUCCUAUCGGCUAGCGGAGGCGACGGACGCGUCCCUGUUCACUGUCAGUUUACACACAGGAGAGGUGAGGACUAAGCGCUCUGUGUCAGAGCAGGAUGACUCCUCUCAGAGACUGCUCAUAGAAAUAAAAGACAACGGAGACUCGGUGCAGUCCACCACAGUCACACUGGAUAUACUGAUAGAGGACGCCUUUCAUGAACCAAUCUCAGACUUCAGACACAAAAAUCCAGAACCUGAUCAGAAAAGUGGCAAAAUCACAUUAUAUCUCAUGAUUUCUCUUGCCUCCGUCUCCUUUUUGUGUUUGGUGACAUUUUUCGUAUUGUUAAUAAAAUGCGCUCGGGGCAGUAGAGGCAGCUCGACUUGCUGUAUCAGACGGAGCGAUGGUGAGUCUAAAAACCACAACAGAAACCUGCAGAUUCAGCUCAACACUGACGGACCCAUUAAAUAUGUGGAGGUGCUGGGAGGAGACAUGAUGUCUCAGAGUCAGUCGUUCGGCUCCUAUCUCUCUCCAAUGUCCGAAUUCAGUGAUUUCACCCUCGUUAAACCCAGCAGCACCACAGACUUUACAAACACUCUAAGCGUGCUCGAUGCGUCACUACCGGACAGCACGUGGACGUUUGAGAGUCAGCAGGUGAGGGGAAAAGCGCACAUGUUAUAUAGCAUUGUCUUACCUUAA